GUGGUAUCGUUGCUGUAAUCAUAAUAUUCAAUCAGCAAGUCUUCGAUAGAUAUUAUAAAUGAAAAGGUAAAUGAAAUAUAUUUGGAUGCAUAUAAGACAUUAUUUAAUUCAGUUGUUCAAAUAUAAAGUGAUUUUUCCUUCUCACCACUGGAGGGCAGUACAGACCCUCAGCUCAUGUUAAUAUGGUCACGUGAUCAUGUUUAUCCAUUGCAGGCUGCUGUCGUAAAACCCUCUCUCAUCCUUCUACUCUUCCCGCCAGUCAUUAGCCCAGUGUUUAUAUAAAGCCCAGGAUCAUCAACAGCAUGUCCGAGACACCCGUCCAACCACAUAUGAGAGCAGAAGACAUCCUAGCAGAGAUCCAAGCAAACCUGCUGGAGUGCAAAGUGUGUUUUGAGAAGUUCUCCAUUCAGAAGCGAGACCACACACCCCGAAAUCUUCCCUGUGGCCACGUGCUGUGUCUCAAAUGCAUCUGUGCUCUUUCCCACCCUGUAAACCAAAGGCUGGAGUGUCCCUUCUGUAGGAAACUGCUGGAUGUCGGCAGCACUUCUGAAUGCCGUGCGCUCACCGAUCUCCAGGAGCUUCUGCUGUCAGAAGCUUGUCCCAGGUUGUAUGAUAGGGUCAUGGGAUGGACUGAAAGCUUAAUAUCUGGGACGCUGCGUCUCCGUUCGGCCUUUGGAGGAUGGGGAACGAUUGUCAACCCUUUAGGGAUGGUUGUUUCUGAAACAUCAGGACAGAUUGUUUUGGUGCACGAUGGUGAGAAAAGAGUUGCCGUUUUUAGUGCGCAAGGAACUCUUUUGGACGGCUUUGGACUUUAUGGACACGACCCGUCUGAUUUAUGUCACCCACUUGAUGUUGCGUUGACCAAAAGUGGACAUGUUUUGGUCACAGAUGGUGGUGACCAAUCAGUCAAAGUCUUCACUUCCAAAGGCCGUCUGGUGGUGGCCAUCCGAGACUCGUUUCGGCUGCCGUGGGGUGUUGAUGUGGACACCCGUGGAUGUGUUUUUGUGACCGACGCUGAGAUGGGAACACUUAGCCAGGUCAUAAUAGACUUUUCUCGUGGGGUAGUCCUAGUUAACAGAGUGGUUUUCAAAGAUCUGACGUGUCCACGUACAGUAGCUUCAUGCAAAUCAACGGGAAACAUCGCAGUUGUGGAGCGUUUUCGGGCCGGAUUCACUGCUUCGUGUUUGAGAAUAUUCAAUAGUGACUUUGUUCCUUUGACGCAGGUGGACAGUUUCGCUCUUAACUUGAAGAACUCUCUGAGUUUGUCUAUAUCUUCAGUGGUUUUCGAUCGAAAUGGAGAUGUGAUUGUAGGGGAUGUGCAGAACGGGAUGGUCUGGAGUUUGGGAAAGCUGCAGAAAACCCCUGUGCUGACUCCACUAGUGAGUGGACUGCGGCGUCCAGUGGCAUUGGCUGUGACAACACUGAAUGUGCUUGUCGUCUUGGACGGUGGAGAUCAUGCAGUCAAGUUCUAUGCUGCAGACACAGAUGACUUGUACUGUGAUAAAAAAUGAGAGGUGUGAAUACACAACUAGUGUGUUCGAAUCCAUGUAUGUUGUUUAGGUGGAUUGAGGUGUGAUGAUGGGAUUUUGGUGUGUGUUGUGAGUUGAUGUUGUGUAAAUGGUGUUUCAUGGCAUGAUGGCUAAAGCUCAAAGCUAAUAAAUGGAAAGUUUCAAGCAACACAAUCAGAGUUCACGUUUAUUGGUCAAGUAAGUUGUAUACUUACGUGGAAUUUGACUUGCAAGCAUGUCAUAUAAAUAUUACACAAAAUAUACAUGCUUGAGUAUAUUGACAAAUGUCUAGUGCAUGUACAUGUUGUAUAUGUAUUGAUUCAUGCACUUAAAGGGUUAGUUCACCCAAAAAUGAAAAUUCUGUCAUUAAUUACUCACCCUCGUGUUGUUCCACACCCAUAAGACCUUCAUAAGAUCUUUUUAAUGAAAUCAGAGAGAUUUCUGUCCCUGAGUGCAUAGACAGUCUGUGCAACUGACACUUUGAAGCUUCAAAACACAUCAGUUGUGGUAAACAGAAGCUCAAGCGUGUUUUCUUGACGCGUACGAGAACCAAUGAGGUUCAUU
Megalobrama amblycephala (Wuchang bream) is the source of this 2072-nucleotide messenger RNA. RefSeq names its product E3 ubiquitin-protein ligase NHLRC1-like. The transcript has a single exon. Bases 303 to 1511 code for a protein of 402 amino acids. Gene Ontology annotation, molecular function: ubiquitin protein ligase activity; protein binding; translation repressor activity. The record is from RefSeq and is a predicted model, not a curated record. Lineage: Eukaryota; Metazoa; Chordata; Actinopteri; Cypriniformes; Xenocyprididae. Gene Ontology annotation, biological process: negative regulation of translation; protein polyubiquitination; proteasome-mediated ubiquitin-dependent protein catabolic process.